Grammomys surdaster is the source of this 1084-nucleotide messenger RNA. Its product is annotated as pyrethroid hydrolase Ces2a-like. Gene Ontology annotation, molecular function: carboxylic ester hydrolase activity. NCBI's taxonomy places the organism in Eukaryota, Metazoa, Chordata, Mammalia, Rodentia, Muridae. Gene Ontology annotation, cellular component: intracellular membrane-bounded organelle. The coding region runs from base 111 to 866 and encodes 251 amino acids. The record is from RefSeq and is a predicted model, not a curated record. The transcript is spliced from 7 exons.
AGACAGUAGCCAACCUAUCUGGAUGUGGGGCUCCAGACUCAGAAGCCCUGAUACACUGCCUGCGAGCAAAGAGUAAACAAGAGAUCCUGGCUAUUAACCAGGUCUUCAAGAUGAUCCCUGGUGUUGUGGAUGGGAAAUUCUUUCCCAAGCAUCCUCUGGAGCUGAUGGCCUCUAAGGAUUUUCAUCCUGUACCCAGCAUCAUUGGUAUCACCACAGAUGAAUGUGGCUUAGCUGUUCCCAAGUACAUGGGCAUUGACCAUAUCAUAGAGAAAAUAACCAGAGAGACUCUGCCAGCUGUUCUGAAGAGCAUUGCAUCACAGACGAUGCUACCUUCAGAAUGUAGUGACCUGUUAAUGGAAGAGUACAUGGGGAACACUGAGGACCCAGAGAUCCUUCAAGCACAGUUCAGAGACAUGCUGGGGGACUUCAUGUUUGUGAUCCCUGCUCUCCAAGUGGCACAUUUCCAGCGUUCCCACACUCCUGUGUACUUCUAUGAGUUCCAGCAUCUGCCCAGCUUCAUCAAGGAUGCCAGGCCAUCCCAUGUGAAGGCGGACCAUGGUGAUGACCUUCUGUUUGUCUUUGGCUCCUAUUUUGGUGGCAUGAAUCUUCCAGUAACUAAGGAGGAAGAGCUGUUAAAAAGGAGGAUGAUGAAGUACUGGACCAACUUUGCCAGAAAUGGAAACCCCAACAGUGAGGGUCUACCCUACUGGCCUGUGUUUGACCAAGAUGAGCAGUAUCUGCAGCUGAACACCCAGCCUGCUGUGGGCCGAGCCCUGAAGGCCAGAAGGCUGCAGUUCUGGACCAAGACUCUGCCCCAGAAGAUCCAGGAGCUAAAGAGUUCUCAGGACAAGCAUGCAGAGCUGUAGUGUCCUAUGUAAGGAAAGGUGUGUGAUGUUGAAAGCAGAUGGGGUAAUUCUGAAGUUACAAAGUCCAUUGAUCUAUAAUCAUUUGAUUCAACAAGAACAUAAGCAUUUCUAAAUUGGACAUUUGCUCUUUCAGACAUGUAUGAAAACCACUCUGUGUUAUUCCUUAUCAUUGUGGACAAACUUUCAUGAGAGUCAAUAAAAGCUCUCAUAACAGUGUG